Molecule: messenger RNA, 10736 nt
Organism: Haliotis rufescens (red abalone)
Lineage: Eukaryota; Metazoa; Mollusca; Gastropoda; Lepetellida; Haliotidae
Product: UHRF1-binding protein 1-like
Exons: 19
Coding region: 77-4675 (1532 amino acids)
Source: RefSeq, a predicted model, not a curated record
GACGACAUGGCGAUAGCAACUGAGACUUUCGAGCGAAUAUGAGUGUGAACACGUAGCAAGUCGCAGAUGACUCGGGAUGGCGUCCUUAUUGAAAAAUCAAAUUUUGAAACAUCUAUCUAAAUUCUGUAAGAACCUAUCAACAGACAAGAUCAGUCUGAGCACGCUGAAGGGAGAAGGUGAGCUGUGUAACCUGGAACUGGAUGAGAACAUUAUCACCGAGCUGCUCGACCUCCCCACCUGGCUCAAGAUCUCACGCGCGUCAUGCAACAAGGUCUCCAUCAAGAUACAAUGGACAAAGUUGAAAUCCCAGCCCAUCUAUUUGAUGCUGGAUAAGGUGCAGUUGGAGGCAGAGACAUGUGAGACGCCACGCCCACCCAAUAACCCCGCCCACCUGGCCAGCUAUAGGUCGGGCGGGAAGUACGGGUUUGUGGACCGGGUGAUAGACGGGAUAUUUGUCCAUGUGGAGUCGGUGGAGGUGAAGCUGAUGUCCCGCGCCUUCCACGCCUCGUUACAGCUCCUGAGACUCCGGGUUCAGAGCACGACUCCCAACUGGCAGCCAUCAUCGGACCUGCGCCAGACACGCAUCCGAGAUGCUGAAGGCGGGGAAAUUCUGCUCUUCAAGGAAAUAGAGUGGCAGAACAUGAAGAUCGAGGCCAACGCCAUGGAGUCUGAAAUACCACAGGAUGUCGCAUCCACGCCGCUACGUCUCCUUGCCAACCAGGCGAAGAUCAGGAUCACCAUGAAGAAGAAACUAAGUGAUUGUAGCAUCAUAUCAACGCGGGUGAUGUUGCUGCUGGAUGACAUACUGUGGGUGUUGACGGCGUCGCAGCUGAAGGCCGCCAUCUUGUAUUCCAACUCCUUGAAAGAGGUCAUCGAGAGAUCUGCUCAGCAGAGCAAAAAGGUGGCUUCUGAGAAGUUACAGAAACAAGGACAUAGCCGAACACAGUCUGAUCAAUAUCGACAGCAACAACAGCAGCAACAACAGCCCACAGCUCUAACCAGGGGAUCAGCAUUUGUCAAGUAUGAUGUUGCAUCGACAUCGUACCAUUUGAUAACAAGCCGUAUCGACCUGCAUCUCUGUGAUGAUAGACCAGUAGAUACAGGGUUCGAGGGAGAGAAGACCUGGAAGACAGAGGGCGGCUCCAUGCAGGUCACAAUGUACAAGCUGUCGGUAGACGUCUACCCCUUCCAUCCUGCAGACUGUGAUUUGAUCAUGACUCGGGGUGGGGAAAGGAAGCACUGGCAUCGCUACAUGGACAACGUCGGCUCUCGUAACCCUUGGGUACUGCAGCUGUUUAGUUCCUUCCGCGACGAGGUGAUGCAGGCUCGGAAAGCCUUCAACAUUCAGUCCCCUACCCAUUCCCAGAAGCCCUCCCCCCAGCACCCCUUCCCUUCCCCUCAACAUGUAUCUUCAUCCCCACACCCCUCCCCACUCCCCUCCCCAGCCAAACCCAUGCCCAGCCCUACAGCUCCAGGGUCAAGGUCACCUCAAGUUGCAGGGUCAAGGUCGCCCCAAGUGUCCCCAAGCCAUCGUCCGAAGAAGAGUACCCGUCUGUUGGAGAGUUGUGUUGUUGUCAAGCUGGAGGAUUUCACAAUCUACAUGGUGUCCACACCGGACAACAAGAGAACAGGACACCCGAAGUUCUUUGCGUCGGACAAGAAGCUUCUCCAUCUGCCGGCAGACAUGUCUGUUCUUCAUCUGGAGUACACAGACUACUUUUUCCCUGAAGGGCUGGAGUCUCCAGUUCCGCAUGCCAACCUGUAUAUUCUGCUGAACCCAGUGAGGCUCACCCUGGACUUUCUAACCCUGCUCUGGACCAACUACUUCAUGCUCAGUCUCUCACAGAAUCUGGAACUGGAUGAUCAGACUUCUGCCCGGAAAGAACAUGUGGACAUCAAGGUGGAGGCCGUCAUGCCCCGGGUCAUCAUUCCAAAUGAGUUCCGAAGUGAAGGUCAGUCAGAGCGCCCCGAGUUUCUCCAGCUCCAGAUGUCCAAGAUAUGUGCCACAAAUACCCGUGUUGAGUUGAAGGCCGAGAGAUCCGACCUGGCUAAGAUAUUGGACGUCUACCAGAAGGAGCAACUCCUUCAGUCCAAAGGGUUCCCGCGGGACAAUUCCACAACUGCCAUCCCACCUCAUUUCCGUGCCCAUGCUGAUGGCAGAGACAACCAGUACUUUGAUAAGGGUGUGAAACAGAAGCUGAUGGAAUUGACAAACCCGGAGUUCCUCGGUGGAUCUGUUCCAGUCCAUGAGUUGUCCACCAAUACUCUGAAGCGGGAUGCAGGAUGUGAUAUGUGGUGUGUCCUCAUUGAUCAGGUGUGGCUGGAGUUCCUCUUGUCCCUCAGCUCCAAGAGUCGACCACAACCUUUCGUUGAAGCAUUCCCUUUGGCCCUGUGGAUAUGUCAGCCACACAGUCUAGAGAAAUCCAACUGUGCCAAAGACUCCUUUAAAGAUUUUAAAUCCAACAAUCGUGGUCACAAAGACGUAAAUGAAAUCAGGCCUGAUGAAGGAGAUCGAGACAAACGUCCUCAGAGGCUUCUCCUGAAACAAUACUACAGCUGUGAUUCUGAUGAUGAAGGUCAAGCUAAAGGUGACGAAGGGGAGACAACUAAGGAUCAACCUAUCUGUGAUAAUGACAAAGAGAAACCAGAAGUGAAUGCCAAUAACUUAAAAGAAGAUGUGCAAUAUUCUGACUGCCAUGUCGUGGCAUCUGUCGGAGCCAAAUUACGAAUUCAGCUGAAUCACCUUCAGUAUGUUCUUCUUAUGCGUCUCAACGAGUCUUUUACCAAAUUCCAAACACAGAUGAGCACUGACCUCUCAAGUCUGGGAUCCAGGGAUUCUAUGAGUGUGUGUGUCCCCCUGGUGUUGCCCCAGAUCGAGUUUGCUGCUGUGUGUCCCUGUCUGAUCAACCAGCGGUGUUUCCCGGACGACUUCUCCAGCCCCGUUUCUCCCUUGGACAAGCUGUCCCAUCUGACCAUGCCUGCAAGCAAAGAGUAUCCUUAUGGAGACUACCCUCGCAUUGAGUUUACAGAGUCUGACAUGAACCUGCCAAGUGACGUCCCAAUCAGUCCCAACAUGAUGAUCACCAAGUCCAUGAGCGACUCCACCAUCCAAUCUCACUCCAAUGGGAUGCUGAGUCACUCCGAAAGCACCUCCGACUUUGAGAGGAAGUCUUCCUCAGGCAACCCCCAGCCCCCACCUCUGCAGCGGACAGCCAUCUCCGCCCUCGCCAUCUCCGGCACCAACAAUGAUGAUGAGGACUCCACCGUCUCCUCUCGCUCCUACGGCGUGGAUUCCGGCAUUAGCAUGGACAGCCGACGCAGCACGGGAGUACGUUACACAAAGCCACAGCCACAGAUGAAGAAGGCACUUUCUUCCGUUUCAUCUGCUUUUUCGAGUUUCACGGACAAGCUGAAACUAAAGUCUGACGAUGACAUGUUGUCGGUUUCGGAUGACCUUGAGACAAUGUCAAUAAAAACAGACAUGUCAUCUGAUGAUGAGUUUGAACAUCUGACGUUUGAGGAUUCAGAGGUGCCGGCAUUCUGUCAUGAUCCCCCCUCGGAUACUGCAUCCACUACCGACACCUACAGCGACGUGGCUGAUGACUCCUCCAGCGUCUACGCAGAGAGCUCAUCUACACGGGGAAAGGAGAUUAUAUCUAUAGUGCUGUUCAAGCUGGACACGGUGGAGGCGUUGAUGACCAGUAGUGACAAGGGGAUGACCGUGGCGGCACAGGUGUCGAAACUCCUCACCUGCCAGCCAGGCAACAUCAGCGCUGAGGACUUCCACACAAAGUUCUCCAGUCAGAAAGGAUUCUUUCAAGACAACACCCUGUCUCCGAGUCACCCGAAGACGUUUCCAUACACCAUGCAGUACCGAGCCGACACAACGACAACUCCAAACACUGCUCUUCUCACUGUGAGGAGCCAUGACUCCAGCCUCAGUUUCAAAAUGUCCAGUCUCUUGUCGCUAUCGGAGUUCAUCGAGGAUGAGAAGACGUCUGAGCCGAUACCGAUGUUGGUGGACGUCGACAACCUACUCCUCAUUCUAGAGGAGGACCGGCCAUCCAGCAACCCCGUGUCACCAGGAGCGAUGCCCAUCGACAUGCAGAUACACAAGCUGACGAUCAGGAGGGGGUCAGAUGGCGUCUUCCACUUAUCAGGAGGGUCAAUAGAGUCAGCACCCCUGGGAAUGCAGUCACCUCAGCCGAUAGCAGCACUCAAGGGAAAUAACUCUCCAUCUCACAUAUCUGAUACAUCGCCAGGCAGAGAAUCAGAAGAAACGUCCACUCCUGUGUUACACCUGGAACAAUUUCGACAGGUGCAGAUGGACAACAUGGAGCUGCGUCGACAAAUACAGGAGUACCAAGCACUGCAGAAGACAACGGACAAACACCUCGCCCAGUUGAGAGCAGGCAUGGAGUUCAUGGAGAAACUCACCAGUGAAAAUGAAGCUUUGAAACAGAAACUAUCUGAACGUGAUCUCAGCAAGGCAGAGGUAUCAUCGAAUACGUACGAGAUGGAGAACUUGCAGCUGCAGCAGAAGGUGACGCGUCUGGAAGAAGAGAUCGUCAACAUGGCGUGUGAGCGGGAUUCGCUGUUUGCCACUCUCAAACUGCUACAAGAUGAUCUCAUGGCCUCCGAGAAACGACAUCGAAGCCACACGACAGCGUCAUAGUUAUGUGUAUCUUGUAUGAAUGAGGUCUAGAUGAUGGUUGAACUUGUGAGUCUGAGCUUGGAUGACACAGCGUGUCUGAUUAUGUUCAUGUGGAUAUUACACCAGAAGUUGUAAGAUAGAAUCUGAUGAUAUCAGAUGUUUACCAUAAGGGUUACAUUAUGAUAACAUUACAAUCUACAGCUUAGAGAACAGUGAAACUUCCCCGCUCGUCAAUCCCAGCGAAAAUUCUUGUUGAAACUGUCGUCUAAUAUUGUCAUGUCAAAAUAUUCAAAGCGAUUUAAAGCGAUAUAUUCAUUAGACUAACCAAUGUGUACGAGAAGACGAUGCUUCACUGUGUAUGAAAUAUGAAAUAGUCUGUGCCUUUAAUCAAAAGGCUGAAUCAGGCCCGGCCUUGUUUUUCUGAAAUAGUAAAAUAUAUGUGACAUAAUGGCAGAACUGUAGGUCAGUAGUGUUAAGAUUUGGGGCACAGACUGUUUUGAGAAUUAGACUACUGUAUGUUAUAAUAGAAAUCACAUAUUCAUUAAUCAGUAGGUACGCAUCACGAUACGUACAAUACUUACCAGUGUAUCCCAUCGUUAGCUACAUAUCACGAUACAUAAAAUACUGGUAUCAUAUCGGUAGGUACGUAUCACGAUACAUUACAACACUGUAUCAUUAGAGUAGUCAAGUAUCCAUGUAGAAGAUUUGUCCAGAAUUUGUUCAUCCGAGCUGCCAUAGAUCACCAGAUAUCUGCUUUCUCGAAAUCAGGAGAGACAUCCAAAAUGUUCCGAAUAUUCCGAAGUCAGUAGUGGAGAACGAUUGCUGUGAUUCAGGUUUAUCUUUCAACAUCAGCAUCAGGUGGUUUGCAGGUAUUCGCGGCAUCUGUAACGGGAGUAGCAUAGGUGAUUUAACAGUGCAAUGAAAUAAAAUCUUCGCGACAGAUACGAUUCACAAGUGUGGUCUGUCAUCACAUCAAGGACACUGCUUCAUCAGCCAAUGAACAAUUUGUGAAGCCCAACUGAUAUAUUUUAGUUUUUUUACUUCAAGCAGCAAUUCCAUAGUCUGUCUCCCACUCAGCAGAUGGGUUUGUGGAAGAGUUGCCUGUGUAGGUCUAAGUACAGAAUAUCAACAAUGAGACAGUGAGAUAUCUUUUCAGGAGGAGUAUCAGUCAUGGAAUCUGUGAACCGUGAACUACAUUGACACUUCAUCCAGUCCCUGGUUUGGCAACAGUUCCACUGAAGCCCUCCUUGGCCUUUCCUCAAAAAACUGGCUUACCGUAUUCGACGUAAUAAGCGCCCGCUCUAAUAAGGUAUAGUUAGGUGGGAACUGUAUAUAGGAGGCCUGACUCAUUGGACUAUGUCGGUUAUCUUCAAAGGGCCUGUUGACACGACACUGCUCCAUCAGGAGAUAUUUGAUUGUUAUUAAGCAUUGAAAACUGUAUUUUUAUUAUAAUUGCCAGUCUUGUUUAAAAAAAUGUGCUAGAAAACAUUUCCACUGACCCAUUUACAAGUCAUGUUUUAAUUCCAUUGGAUUAAAUUAAAGUGUAAAAGUUCAUUCGUGGCUAAAUACUAUGUUUUUCUUCUUGAGGUGAAAAAUAAGAACAUAUUUAAGUUUUCCUAUUUACAAUGUGAGAUGAGCAUACUAUUUAGCCUCUACUGUAUAUAUUCUAUUUAUGAUCAAUUCUGUUUAGUAUCUAACAGUACACUGUUGAUGUAUUCUCAGUGUUCAGGUGGAUGACCACGAUGUCAUCAUUCAUCGUCUGAUGACAUCCUUGUUUCAGGAGUGAUGUCAUUUCAUUGCUAGGCUUAAACAAAUAAUAGAAUUGGUUCUCAGGCAAUGGUUUUGAAGUUAUUGUGCAGGUGGGCAGUGGUGUUUUUUGGGAGGUUGUUCAAGCUAGUUUGGCACCAAAUUUUGUUUACAAUAAUUUCGGGGAAAUCAUGUUGUUUUUAAGUAUUGUAUCAUAUAACUUCAGGGUCGUGUGUUCGAGACGCGGAAUAUUUAAUGUUUUGGGUUGGGUUUUUUAAAAUGGAAAUAAAAACAAAGCUUGCAGCAGAUUUUAUGAUGAUGUGGGCGUGCCUGAAAACCAAGACUAAUAUAUAUUUUUUUAGCCUUAGUGACCUUUGUUAUCAGUACUAGCUAGUGUGUGGUAAUGAGUGUAGCUGUUUGACAUGUCCCAUGUGAUUAAUACACCGGUAGAUUGUCCACACCACGAGACAAAUGGAUGUUCCACUUCACAGCUAUGCAAGUCUCAGUAGAAGAUGUAGGCAGUCAGGUAGUGUAACUUGUUUUAGUAAACUGGAAAUUCUUUGUGACUGCAGAAUUGAAAACUAUCAAAAUUUUGUUAGGAGAAUUGAGCAACUUUUGUCACUGGUGUCCUUCUGUUAUUAACGGAAAAGAGUUUGAAUUGUUUGAUAGGCAUAACUUAGACGUUGACAGAUGACAAAGUAGAGACAGUUGAUGGAUAACAACUUCUUUAUUUUACUGUAUGGCAACGUUUUGGUAGAGAUCGUUGUCAGGCAAGGUGAAGAGUUUGAAGUGUUUGAUAGGCAUUUUUUAGAAGUUUUCGGAUGACGAAGUAGACACAAGGUAUGGAUAACGACACCUUUAUUUUACUGUAAUGGCGAUGUGUCGGUGAAGAUCCUACCGUUUGGUGCUCAUCGUCAUGGUCCAAUGGUUAAGGCUCUGCAUUUCCAGCCCUCAGCAUGUUGGGUUUGAACCCUGAAUCACCUUGAUUAUGGUUCCUGGGUUUGCUGUGUGCUGUGUCUGAGUGGAAAUUCAUGUUCAACUGCAGCAUGGUGUCUCAGUGGGCUAGCACUAUAUUAAACAUCGGCGUAACUCCGGACUAGUUCAAGCAGCCACACACACACCUACAUGCCUGUCGCUAUGUAAGUGCAAUGAUUUUAAACGCGACAUUAAACCACAUUUAUCUCACCUCUGUGUAAAAGGUUGCUCAGUUUCCUAUAAAAGUUUUGAAAGAGUUUUUCAAUUCUGCAACGCUUGUGUUUUUUUCCCAUAUAGAAGUGUAUCGCGUCCUGCACAAUUGCCUCCCAUUAUUUACAGCUGUCAGUAUUGUCCAGCUGAUCGGAUCCUCAUGCUCAGAUUCAUAUCCCAGUGCCACGCCUCUUUUUUGUUGAAGUUUAAAUUAUGAUUUAUAUAUUUACUUUUUGUAUAGUCUUUACUUUUUGUCUGUAGCUAUAUGAUGCAUGUCUUCCCUUAAGGAACACUGACAUAAUUGUAUCUUUUUUAUUGAAGUGGGAGUGAAGGUUUUAGUGCCAUACAUGUGUAUCAGCGUAAUGUGUGUACCACCUUAUAAGUGUCUACGUUAUUGUUGAGUGGUUUGCCAUGGUAUUUACGGUAGUAUAAGUAAAAUGUGUAAAAGUUGAUGAAAUUGAAAACAGUAUAGCGUACUUGUAUACCACAUUUGUAGAAAUAAACAUCAUGGUACUUAAUUGUGUGGUAUAGGUGAGAUGUUUGUUGUGAGUACACUGUCUUGUAUGUAGAUCAGAUACCGUGAAUCAUGAAAUUAUUGCGUCACCAAAUUAGUAAUUGCCGAUCUCUAAUCAAAAGAAGUUAUAUAGGACCACCCGAUUCUUUCAUAUAACUAUAGUCUGUUAUGCAAUUACACAGGGUGGUUUUAACUCUGGUGUUAUGAAAGGAUCAAGAGGUCCUUGACUUCUUUUGUGUAGUAUGCAUGAUGAAAUUAAGGGUAAAAAUAUUAUGAUCUUGGUUCUCGGGCACCGCCCGCAUCAUCACAAAGUUUGCCGCACGUUUCGUUUUUAUUUCCUUUUUUGAAAAAAAAAAAAAAUUUCCUUAAAUAUUCUAAGUCAAACAGUAGUCAAAUACUGUAUUUUACUCAUCAAGGAAUACAUUUAUGUCGGGAGGCCCUUUCCCAGGUUGAUUGUACACAACUUUUUAUUUGGUUACACAACUUUUUAUUGGUUACAUACUAGUUUGAACAACAACCCCCUCCCCCACACACAAAAAAAGACACCGCCCGCCUACACUAUAUUUUCAAAAACCAUUGCCUGAGAACCAGUUCUUUUUUUUAUUUAGCCUAUUGUGUUUCCCUACCUUUGAAAUCUAGACCCUAGUCAGCAAGCAACAACACCAAGGCGGAUGUGAUAUGGUACAGUGUUAAGCAGUUUCAUAUCCCUCAUGCUCUUCACAAGCUCAACUUCACCCUCUUCAGUUGUGAUCAAGACAGGAUAUUCCAAAUGAGAUAGGUCAGGUCAAAGACUGUAGAAGGCUCCACGUGUUGUUAGCACAUGGUGUAUUCAUCAUAACUGCUGUUACUGUACAAGGCCCAGUUCUACAAAGCGAUCUUAGCGCUAAGUCGAUCGUAACACUGACUUACGACGGUUGUGGCACUAAGAUCGCUUUGUGGAACGGGGCCCUGGAAACAGCAGUCUAUGAAAAAACAACCAGAACUUGGCUGUUGGCAUCAAGUUUGGUACUGUUCAGUGUUAUGAACUUUUAGUGGAUAAAGUUGCACUCUGUUUUGUUUGUAAUUUUAUGAUUAUUUGACAAAGUUGCCCUGAACUAAGAUGCCUCCAUUAACGGUUGGUGAUGGUCAGAACAGUGUGAUCAAUUUGCAGCUUGUGUAAACAAACCGACCACACUUGACACUAAAUCAAGAACAUUGUUUAUUGGGAGAUUGGUAUGUAUGUCAUUGUGUCUGUGUACAGCGAACCUGACACGACUAUGAAUUCCAAUAAUUGAGAUAUAAAAUUAUGCCACUCUUGUCAUGGAGAACUUGCAUAUUUUUUAAUAAUUUCAUGCUCACGUUAAUUUCAUGAUUUACGGUAAUUAGUGAUAUGUGUUCUAGAUCACAGUGUAGAUGGUAAACUGAGCUCAUGUGAAUAUACUGUGAAAAUAUUGCCCAGGUUGUGGAGAUCACAGUGACCAUCUUGGUUGACGUGGAGGGCAGAUGGUUCUUCUGGACACAAAGACUCUAACCCUGGCAAUUUGUUGAACUGAGACAGUAGAGGUAUGUUGUUAGCAUCUCUGAACGUAAAACAUCAACACCAGUGAAUAAUGUCUUGAUUCUCUGACAAAACAGAUUUCACUGGCCAAAACAGGGGUGAAAAAUUAUACGAAUGGAUCACUGAAAGUCAGUUCAGACACCAGAUGUUAGCGUGAAGGGUGGAAUGAAUAGAGUGCUGCUGUUUCCUGGUUCUGGCAGACAAGACAGAUAGUUGAGAGGUAUACAGUACAUGUGACACAUGAUCUCCCUUGGGUGGAAAUUAGAACUGUGACAGUUAAAUUCAUCCAAAAAUGAAGAUUUAUUUGCAUAAUAUAUCUGAGAUGUUGAUAAUUUUAUUUUGUACGUUUCCCUGUAUUGUGUAUAGCAGCCCCUUCCUUUCCCAUGGACACAGCUAGCUGCUGUCAUAGAACAUCAAGUGUGAAUCCAAUCUGAUGCACAAUCGGAUUAACUUUACCUUUAGGAAAGUGCUUCAGAGUUAGUUGAAAAUCAUUGUUCGUUCUUGGCCGAUGCGACGUCAAAUUUGAACUCUCUCACUCACUCUCUGAAUAGAAAAUUUGUGAAAGAGUAAAGUUGUUAAUAUUUAUAUUAGCUUUUCAGACCGUCUCGCUUUCAUAUACACUGGCCCAGACUAUUUUUUUCUUGUAUCUGUACAAUAGACCAGUGUGAAAACGUGACUAGUGUUUCCUUGUACCUGAACAAUAGACCAUGUGAAAACGUGACUAGUGUUUCCUUGUACCUGUAAAAUAGACCAGUGUGUGAAAACUGAGUAGUGUUUCCUUGUACCUGUACGAUAGACCAUGUGAAAACCUGAGUAGUGUUUCCUUGUAUCUGUACAAUAGACCAGUGUGAAAACCUGAGUAGUGUUUCCAUGUACCUGUACAAUAGACCAGUGUGAAAACCUGAGUAGUGUUUCCUUGUACCUGUACAAUAGACCAGUGUGAAAACCUGAGUAGUGUUUCCAUGUAUCUGUACAAUAGACCAGCGUGAAAACCUGAGUAGUGUUUCCAUGUAUCUGUACAAUAGACCAGUGUGAAAACCUGAGUAGUGUUUCCAUGUAUCUGUACAAUAGACCAGUGUGAAAACCUGAGUAGUGUUUCC